AUGAUAUCUUCAAAAUCUACACAAGUGUUAAGGAAAGCACUCCAACAAACACCAAGAUUAAUAACUGCAUCUGCUACAAGAUCCUUUGCAACCACUGCCAUUCGUCAUAACACUACUGAUGACUUGCCAUUUUUAAAUAACUUGCCAAGAAAGAAGCCAGUAGGUGAAAACUAUGUCCCAUUGGUUAACCCAACUGAAAAGUACAAGGAACAAAUUGAAGAGUUACACAAGUUCGGAACUUAUCUUAUUACAUGUUUACCUAAAUUCGUACAACAAUUCUCUGUUUGGAAGGAUGAAUUGACCAUUUACGUUGCUCCAUCUGCUCUUAGACCAGUUAUGAUCUUCUUGAAGAAUCAUACUGCUGCUCAAUUCAAAUCAUGUAUGGAUGUCACUGCUGCUGACUAUCCUUCAAGAACCAACAGAUUCGAUGUGGUUUAUAAUUUAUUAUCUGUCAGACACAAUUCCAGAAUCAGAGUCAAGACUUAUGCUAGUGAAACUAGUCCUGUUCCUUCCGUUGUCCCAAUUUUCCAAGGUGCUAAUUGGUACGAAAGAGAAACCUAUGAUUUGUUCGGGGUUUUCUUCGAAGGUCACCCAGAUUUAAGAAGAAUUAUGACCGAUUACGGGUUUGAAGGUCAUCCUUUAAGAAAAGACUUCCCAACUACUGGGUACACUGAAAUAAGAUACGAUGAAGAAAAGAAGAGAAUUAUUUAUGAACCAUUAGAAUUAACUCAAGCUUGGAGAAACUUCACCGUUGGUGCUUCCGUUUGGGAACCUGUUGGUGAAGGUAAGGAUUUCACCCCAGAAGCCUUUAAAUUGCCAACUCCACAACCUGAACCAGAAAAGGAAGGUGAACAAAAGAAGUAA
Messenger RNA from Spathaspora passalidarum NRRL Y-27907, 864 nucleotides. RefSeq names its product Ali1p (gene ALI1). NCBI's taxonomy places the organism in Eukaryota, Fungi, Ascomycota, Pichiomycetes, Serinales, Debaryomycetaceae. The coding region runs from base 1 to 864 and encodes 287 amino acids. The transcript has a single exon. Gene Ontology annotation, molecular function: NADH dehydrogenase (ubiquinone) activity. The record is from RefSeq and is a predicted model, not a curated record.